GCCCGCCCCGCCGCCGAGCGUCACCGAACCUGCUUGAAAUGCAGCCGGGGAGCCGGGGCGGGCGGCAGCGGUGGUGGUGGCGGCGGCGGCAGCGGCAGCCCCGGCGCCGCGGCAAGGACUUGGCGGGCUGAGGCGCGGCGGCGGCGCGGGGGUCUCGGGGCGCGGCGGCCGGAGCCCCGGGCCCGCCAUGGGCCGCCCAGAGCGGGGCGCGCUCCGGCCGCUGGCGUUGUUGCUGUUGCUGCUGCUGCUGCUGCUACAGCUUCAGCAUCUUUCCACAGCGGAUCCGCUGCCUGGCGGCCAAGGGCCGGUCAAGGAAUGUGAAGAGGACCAGUUUCGGUGUCGGAACGAGCGUUGUAUCCCCUCGGUGUGGAGAUGCGAUGAAGACAACGACUGCUCGGACAACAGCGACGAGGACGACUGCCCCAAGAGGACCUGCACAGACAGCGACUUUACCUGUGAUAAUGGCCACUGCAUCCCGGAGCGGUGGAAGUGUGACGGCGAGGAGGAGUGUCCUGAUGGAUCUGAUGAAUCGAAGGCCACGUGUUCCAGUGAAGAAUGUCCUGCCGAGAAGCUAAGCUGCGGACCCACCAGCCACAAGUGUGUGCCUGCCUCAUGGCGCUGUGACGGGGAGAAGGACUGUGAGGGUGGAGCAGACGAGGCCGGCUGUCCUACCUUGUGCGCCCCGCACGAGUUCCAGUGCAGCAACCGCUCCUGCCUGGCCUCUGUGUUCGUGUGCGAUGGUGACGAUGACUGCGGCGACGGCAGCGACGAGCGAGGCUGCUCGGACCCGGCCUGCCCGCCCCGCGAGUUCCGCUGUGGAGGAGGCGGCACCUGCAUCCCUGAGCGCUGGGUCUGCGACGGCCAGUUCGACUGCGAGGACCGCUCGGAUGAGGCCGCUGAGCUCUGCGGGCGAGCGGGCCAGGGGACCACGGCCACGCCAGCAGCCUGCGCCCCUACCACCCAGUUCACCUGCCGCAGCGGCGAGUGCAUACACCUGGGCUGGCGCUGCGAUGGCGACCGCGACUGCAAGGACAAGUCUGACGAGGCCGACUGCUCAGCACCAGGACCCUGCCGUGAGAAUGACUUCCAGUGUGGGGAUGGGACUUGCAUUCUUGCAAUCAAACGGUGCAACCAGGAGCGGGACUGCCUGGACGGGAGUGAUGAAGCCGGCUGCCUGCAGGAGUCAACUUGUGAGGGUCCCCGCAGAUUUCAGUGUAAGAGUGGCGAGUGCGUGGACGGCGGGAAAGUGUGUGAUGAUCAGAGGGACUGCCGGGACUGGUCGGAUGAGCCUCAGAAAGUGUGUGUUGCACCAAUAUUCCAGGGAAACAGGAGGAGGCCCAGGGGGCUGAACGAGUGUCUGCACAACAAUGGUGGCUGCUCCCACAUCUGCACUGACCUCAAGAUCGGCUUUGAGUGUACAUGCCCAGCAGGCUUCCAGCUCUUGGACCAAAAGACCUGUGGUGACAUUGACGAAUGCCAGGACCCAGAUGCCUGCAGCCAAAUCUGUGUGAAUUACAAGGGCUACUUUAAGUGUGAAUGCCACCCCGGCUAUGAGAUGGAUACGCUGACCAAGAACUGUAAAGCUGUAGCUGGCAGGAGCCCAUCCCUAAUCUUCACGAACCGACACGAAGUACGGCGAAUAGACCUGGUGAAGCGGGACUACUCACGCCUCAUCCCCAUGCUCAAGAAUGUCGUGGCGCUGGACGUGGAAGUGGAUACCAAUCGAAUAUAUUGGUGUGACCUUUCCUACCGCAAGAUCUACAGCGCCCACAUGGACAAGGCCAGUAUCCCGGACGAGCAGGUGGUCCUCAUUGGUGAGCAGCUGCACUCUCCAGAGGGCCUGGCGGUGGACUGGGUCCAUAAGCACAUCUACUGGACAGACUCAGGCAAUAAGACCGUCUCAGUCGCCACAACCGAUGGACGCCGCCGCUGUACUCUCUUCAACCGUGAUCUCAGCGAGCCCCGAGCCAUUGCUGUCGACCCCCUGCGAGGGUUCAUGUACUGGUCUGACUGGGGUUUCCAGGCAAAGAUUGAGAAGGCUGGGCUCAAUGGUGCAGACCGGCAAACACUGGUUUCAGACAACAUCGAGUGGCCCAACGGAAUCACCCUGGACUUGCUGAGCCAGCGUUUGUACUGGGUGGACUCCAAGCUGCACCAGCUAUCCAGCAUCGACUUCAAUGGAGGCAACAGAAAGAUGCUGAUUUUCUCCACUGACUUCCUGAGUCACCCUUUUGGGGUAGCUGUAUUUGAGGACAAGGUAUUCUGGACGGAUCUGGAGAAUGAGGCCAUUUUCAGCGCAAAUCGGCUCAAUGGCCUGGAGAUCUCCAUCCUGGCUGAGAACCUUAAUAACCCACAUGACAUUGUAAUCUUCCAUGAGCUGAAGCAGCCAAAGGCUGCAGAUGCCUGUGAGCUGAGUGCCCAGCCCAAUGGCGGCUGUGAAUACCUGUGCCUUCCUGCUCCUCAGAUCUCCAGCCACUCUCCCAAGUACACCUGUGCCUGUCCUGACACAAUGUGGCUGGGCCCAGACAUGAAGAGAUGCUACCGAGCACCUCCGUCUACCUCAACUACAACCUUAGCCUCUGCUAUGACAAGGACAGUACCUGCUACUACGGGAGCCCCUGGGACAACCAUCCACGACUCUACCUACCAGAACCACAGCACAGAGAUGCCAAGCCAGACAGCUGCCGUCCCUCACUCAGUGAACAUCCCUAAGGCUCACAGCACCAGCCCGUCCACCCUGAGCCCUGCAACCAGCAACCACUCCCAGCACUAUGGGAAUGAAGGCAGCCAGAUGGGUUCAACAGUCACCGCUGCUGUCAUUGGGAUCAUCGUGCCCAUAGUGGUAAUAGCCCUGCUGUGUAUGAGUGGGUACCUCAUCUGGAGAAACUGGAAGCGGAAGAAUACCAAGAGCAUGAAUUUCGACAACCCAGUGUACAGGAAGACAACAGAAGAGGAAGAGGAAGAUGAACUUCACAUAGGGAGGACGGCUCAGAUUGGCCAUGUCUACCCCGCAGCAAUCAGCAGCUAUGAUCGCCCACUGUGGGCAGAGCCCUGUCUUGGGGAGACCAGAGACCUGGAAGACCCAGCCCCUGCCCACAAGGAGCUUUUUGUCUUGCCGGGAGAACCAAGGUCACAGCUGCACCAACUCCCGAAGAACCCUCUUUCCGAGCUGCCUGUCGUCAAGUGCAAGCGAGUGGCAUUAAGUCUUGAAGAUGACGGACUGCCCUGAGGAUGGGCCCGCCCACUUCGUGCCUCAUGGAGUUCAGUCCUAUGCACUACUCUCUCUGGAUGGUGUGUGAUUGGAUGAAUGCCAUUUCUAUAUAUGGGUCUGUGUGAGCGUGUGUGAGUGCGUGUAACUUUUUUUAAAUUUAUGUUGCGGAAAGGUAACCACAAAGUUAUGAUGAACUGCAGACAUCCAAAGGAUGUGAACGUUUUUAUAUGUAUAAUGUUUUAUACACUUUUUAACUGGUUGCACUACCCGUGAAGAAUUCAUGGGACAGCCACUGCUGAGUGACUAACAUGAUGCACAUAACCAAACGGGGCCAAUGGUACAAACUUUACUCAUCAUUUGAAUACAGUAUUUACAGAGGAUGUUUGAUUUGAGAGCUUUUUUAGGUUUGAGGAGCUUGGUUUUUUUUUUUUUUUUUGUAAAUAAAAUUAUGCUUUGUGGCUAUCCAUCAACAUAAGUAUAAAAAGAAAGAACACUUCAACUCCUUUCCCCAUCUAGAUUAUUUAUUAACAUAUUUCAAAAGUAAGGUUAGCUCUAUAAAUAAUUUAGAGAAGCGAGAGUAUUUAUUUUUGGUAUGAUUGGCCCACUGCACAGACUCUGUGUUUAUGUGUGUGUGUUUGUGUGAGAGAAAAAAACCUGUAGGGAAGAGGCGCGCUAUGACUAUUGCUCACAUACAUACAAACAGUUAUUUUAAAAUGGUCCACAAGAGGGGUGUCUAGUUUUCAGAGACACCUUCAGAAACUUUGCUCAGAGAACACAGAUGCCAUGGUUUGUGCAGAGAUGUGGUGGGAAAGGUAGAUCUUUUCACCUAUGGCUACUCCUGAGGUCCUGACAAGCCAGCACAAAGCUUUUCAGUUCCUCUGAGGCUGUCAUGAUGCCCACCUAGGCUUUCUGGUCAGUGUGCAGAUACUGCACGGGGGUUACAAGCCCUCAUGAGCUCAAGACAGCAGAGUCCUUCCUUCAAAAUUCAGCUUAGUGAGGGCUCGGGUCAGCUUCAGUAAGCUUCCUCUGAAGCACCUGAAGGUCGGGCCUUUAGAGCAGCUGUUCUCAACCUUUGUAGGUCAAAAAGACCCUUUCACAAGGGUCACUUAAGGCAUCGGAAAACACAGAUUCUUACAUUAUGGUCCAUAACAGUAGCAAAAUUACAGUUAUGAAGUAGAAAUGAAGUGAUGUUAUGGUUGGGUCAGUACAACAUGGACUGUAUUAAAGCUUCUGAGGCGUUAGGAAGGCUGAGAACCCCUACUCUAGAGCUAAGUGAAGGCAUUUCUAGGAUUUCCAAGUUUACUGUAAGAACAGGCUCAGGCACUGAAGCUCUGAGUCGCGUGAAUGAGGACGACAAUUUUGGAAUAGGUUUGGUUACACCUAUUUCUCAUCCCCUUACUUUCUACCAUUUUUCUUACGUAGGGGAAACAUUUUAAGAAAAUACACAUUUCUUACGACCGUAUGUUCACAUGGAUAAGACUAAGUCCAAAAGUGUGAAUACGUCCAAAUUUAUAUUUUGGGGAAAUACCAUGAGAUAUUAUAGCAUAUCGGGCAUGUUUCAUUGCUUUAUAAAUAAAAGGAGAAACUCUAGGUGUUUGUAUAGAAUUUUCUUCAUAUGUAACACCUUUACAUUUUCUGAGCCUUGGGGAUGGGGUGGGAGAAAUGCCAUUUUUCUGUCUGUGGAAUCCUCUAUUGGAAAUGUAAUCCCAUAGUCCCAGAAGGAAUUCAGUCCCCACUAGCUCUCUCUGUUCUAUAAUCCACUCCAGCUGAAUGACCAGGACAACUAUGACACUUCUGUGUUUGGCUUAAGUGGUGGCAGACUAAUGUCUAAAUUUGGCACAACUGGAAUUUGACAUUUGAGACAUAUGUUUCCGUGUUCCCACAUGACAGCUUCCCCCAAACCGGUGAAGCUCGAAUGGCUCACCUGCUUGACGCCCUUUCGACUUCCAGGCAGGCCAUCUGGAGGCCUGUCCUCCUCUUCCCAGGAGCUUGCUCUGUGUCACUCAUGUUGUCCUAACCUUUAAAAAAUGGCUGUGUUCCAAGCUUGGCCAUUAUGUCUGGCGACUUCUUUUUGGAUGCGUGUGUUGAUGGUCUUGAGAUAUUAAUUGAAUAAAUGCGGCUGGCCCCUGACUCCAUUCCAGUCUCAAGAACAGGUAGCCCAACUCCUCUGGAGCUCACCCAUCUCUGUUCAUCCAGGGAUGAAAAGGAAAAUCAGUUCUUACUGAAAAUAAGGUGGAAGUGAAAGCAUCAAAAUUUAUACAAGGCAGGCAUUGUCUUUUUCUUUUUUUCUUUAAUCUGCCUUCAAGGAAACCGAGACCGUGAUAGUUAGUGCAUAGUUUCUGAACUUUUAGUCAGAUCCUAGCCUUCACAACAGGGUUGAAACAUACCAUCUAGGGUUUCCAAAAGGUGAUUAAUAAGAUUAAAUUAUUAUCAAAAUACCAUGUUUCCUGAAUGCGCGACAGCUGCAGUCUGAAAGUAACCUACAGUAAACAGACGGACAAAUCCAGGGGCGGCUGGAGAGCGGAAGCACUCUGAGGAGGCAGACCCACUUCCUCCUAUCCUCGGAGACUUUUCGAGCCGCAGUCUGGGUUUAAUUCAGAUCUUCUGUUGCCCUUCUCCUCUGCAUGUGUAUCCACAGCUGGUAACAUCCAGAAGAAAGCUUAGUGAUAAACCAAGAGGGCAGAAAGUUCAGCUAACUACUUAUGAAAACGAAGCGAACCCUCUCUUCUCUGGAAGAGAACUUUGGGCGGCCUGAGCAAGGUCUCAAGCCUGCUUCCUCUCCCACAGCUCUCUGCCCUGUGGGUUGAUGAAGGCACUAACAGAGAUGACCUUCCCGAAACAUCAGACUAUAACUUUGUUUACUCUUCAGCAUGUGUGUACACGGAGAGGGACAGACUGAGAUGGCUUCUGACUCAAGGAGUAAGAAGAAUGAGAGGGGAUUUAAAUGGAUGGCAGUGAAUCCUGUUGAGCCCUUCAGUUAUUCUCAUGUCUUUGCAACAUACUCUCUAAAACGAUUCACUAGCUGCUGUGUGCCCGGCAUUGCAAACAUCACAGGUGCAUUCAACGUUUUUCACCCUUUCAGAACUCACAGCAGUACAUGUGGAUACAAGAAAAGAAAGUAAAUUUCCCAUAGAUUUCACUUAGACUACUCCCAGGGCAGAGAGAGAGAGAGAGAGAGAGAGAGAGAGAGAGAGAGAGAGAGACCAUUUUACCUGAAGAGGUGAAAAAAUUCGGUCUACAUAGAAGUGCCCCAAAGCCAAGUCUUAAACAUUAAAAAGUGGUGUUCAGGCUGCUUCUGUGAGAAGAGAGAUUGGGCUAAGACUGAGGAGUGAAUCGGCAACAGGACUUUUAAGGAAAACAUGGAUUCAUUACACCUGGAAUAAAGAACUUUAAGAGGUUUGGCAAGAUGUGAAACUGGAUGGAAGAAAAUUUCAACAUAGGCACUUUAUAAAAUAAUGUCUGAUCUAAGUAAGUGGACAUUUCUUUGGUCAGUUCCUGUGUGCAAGGCAUCAUGGGAAACUCACUGCCAGCACUUUGCAGGCAUCCACCUCAAGCUGUCCGGUGGCCACGGGGAGAUGACGUUAUUUACUUAUUCGAGUCAGAGAUUUUGAUGUGGUUAGUGAGAACAGACAGGCAGUGGGAUUUUGAACUGAAGCAUGCCAUGUUGCCGAGCAGCACCUUUGAGAUGUUCUCGCCUGUGAGGAAGAGAAGAUGAUAAAGAGACAGAAUCUGGAGAGGGCACCCCAAUCACACUACAGUCAGGUGCUACCGGGUGGAGGAGAAACCAUUCUAACCCCACAGCACUACAAGACUCCUAUCCCACCACGCAUUCACCAUUUCACGAAACGGCAGUAAGUCAGCAGUUUCAAAUUAUGUGAUUUCCUUCCCCAUAAAUGCAUGCAGAUAGGGAGUCGGUCUCCGUACACUAUAUUUUUAGGGUGUUUGGGAGUUUCCAGGAUGUGAAGAAUUUAGAAGGCGGAGGAUUCAGGGCCUCAGAUUCUCAGCUAACUAGAUAAAGCUUCAGUCAGGCUGGGCACCAUGUGCACAGUCUUAAGAAUCAGCAGGAAAUGCAUUUGCAAAACACAUGCUGUAAAAAAUUAAUUUUAAAAAAGCUACCUGUAUAAAUAUAUAUAUUUAAAAGCAAGGUUUUGAUACUUUUUUUUACAAAAACUACAAGAGAAGACUGUACAACCCACAGGCUUUUAAAAUAGCAUUUUGUUCUCUAUAAGCUGUUAAUAUGAGGGGUAAGGUACUGGUUUGCAAACUCACACAAUCCAAUGGAUUUUCUUGUUUGUCACCCCGCUCUCCAAAUUACCAUAAUUGGUGUAAUAGUAGGGCAUGUAAAGUUAUUGGGUCACAUAAACCAUUUCUGCUCUUGUCAUCCUGGGUUCCGUUAGCUCCUGUACUCAGGAAUCUAGCUUCUUCCAGAGGCAGAGGGACCGAAGCAAGUGUGCUCCAUUUCACUCGCUGUACUGACAUCAUCCAAAUGUGGACAUUUGUAAAAUCAGCACACUAUUUCUAUAGAGACAUUAAAUUCAUUUUUUAAAA
Molecule: messenger RNA, 7759 nt
Organism: Rattus norvegicus (Norway rat)
Lineage: Eukaryota; Metazoa; Chordata; Mammalia; Rodentia; Muridae
Gene: Lrp8
Product: LDL receptor related protein 8
Biological process (GO): signal transduction; negative regulation of signal transduction; neurogenesis
Cellular component (GO): extracellular region; caveola; signaling receptor complex
Molecular function (GO): transmembrane signaling receptor activity; apolipoprotein binding; calcium ion binding
Source: RefSeq, a predicted model, not a curated record